Messenger RNA from Pollicipes pollicipes, 702 nucleotides. Its product is annotated as apolipophorins-like. The record is from RefSeq and is a predicted model, not a curated record. NCBI's taxonomy places the organism in Eukaryota, Metazoa, Arthropoda, Thecostraca, Pollicipedomorpha, Pollicipedidae. Gene Ontology annotation, molecular function: lipid carrier activity. Bases 1 to 702 code for a protein of 233 amino acids. Gene Ontology annotation, biological process: lipid transport. The transcript is spliced from 5 exons.
AUGCCCUGCCGGUUGUCUCCCACGGCCGCGUCUCUGGAGUUGACCAGGGACCUGAUCCUGAAUGAAGAGGUUUCUCCGCGCGUGGCCAACACCUGGCUCAUGGCUCUCAACUUCAUUCCCAGCGUGGACCAGGCCAUGAUGGAGACGGCCGGCGGCCUGCUGCAGGUGCGACAGCCGGCCGUGCGGACGCGCGCGCGGCUGGCGGUCGGCGCCGUGCUGCAUCAGUACUGUCGACAGCACGCCGACUGUCAAACCAACCACGUGGCGCUGGAGAUUAUGGCCGAGAUGGCGCGGCCUCUGGGCGACAGCUGCCGCGCCGACACCGAGCAGGACGAGAAGCAGCUGCUGCUGACGCUGCGAUCCAUCGGCAACGCCGGUCUCUCGCCGCCUGGCGUCGUCAACACGCUGAACGAAUGCUUUCUGAGCCGCGACAACCCGGCCCGGGUCAAGGUGUCUGCCAUCGAGGCGUUCAGACGGUUCAGCUGCCGGGUGCACCGGGACGCCAUGCGCGCCGUGUUCCGAGACCUGGCCGAGGACAGCGAGGUGCGCAUUGCCGCCUACCUCGGUCUGAUGCGCUGUCCCUCGCACCAGGAGAUCGGCCUGGUGCGCGCCGCCCUGGAGCAGGAGCAGGUCAAUCAAGUGGGCUCCUUUGUCUGGACCCACCUGAGUAAUUACAGGAGACGUCAUCUCCGUACCAGCUAG